Naumovozyma castellii is the source of this 1137-nucleotide messenger RNA. It is a transcript of the gene SLG1, whose product is annotated as Slg1p. The coding region runs from base 1 to 1137 and encodes 378 amino acids. The record is from RefSeq and is a predicted model, not a curated record. NCBI's taxonomy places the organism in Eukaryota, Fungi, Ascomycota, Saccharomycetes, Saccharomycetales, Saccharomycetaceae. The transcript has a single exon.
AUGUUACUCAAUAAAAUAGGUCUCCUACUCACAAUACAGGGACUUUGCUCGAAAUUUGCAAGUUCUCAAGACACAGCAUCCACCUACAUAAAUUGUUUUGCAUCACUCCCAUCGGAUUUCUCAUUGGACAAUUCCUACGCCUACCAAGCAAGCUCUUAUUGUCACGAUAAAUGUUUAGCUAAGGGUUCUAGUUAUUUUGCUCUUUUCAACCACGGAGAUUGUUAUUGUGGUAAUUCAAAUCCAACAAAUUCAGAAUCCACUUCAAGUUCCUGUAAUACAUACUGCUACGGUUAUGAUCAAGAAAUGUGUGGGGGGACGAGCUCAUAUUCCGUCUACAGUAUUGGGACACCAAGUGAUGAUGAUACCAGUAGUGUGAGCAGUAAGAGUGGAACCACAACCUUAUCGUCCUCGACAAAUUCACAAUCUUCAGCAUCCAAGGGAUCGACGACGUCACAAAGUUCAUCUACCAGUUUAAAUACAGGAGGGUCCACCUCAUUAUCAUCACAGGGCACAUCAGCUGGAACAUCUACAUUGCAGGAGACAACGUCCGUCGUAUAUCAAACGGAAAUCCAUACGGAAGGUGGCUCAACUAUCUAUUUAACAAAUACCAUAACAAAAAGCUCCUCUGCACAGGAAACUGGUUCUGCCAAUUCUACUACUACGGGGAAGAGCACUAACGCCAAGAAAAAGACAAAUGUUGGUGCCAUUGUAGGUGGUGUCGUUGGUGGUGUCUGUGGUGCAAUCAUAGUGGCAGUCGUCAUACUAUUUAUGGUAAGACAUAUAAAUAUGAGACGAGAAGAGGCUAGAAUGGAAAAGGAAUACCAAGAAGCUAUAAAACCAGUAGAAUUUAAUGAUUAUGAUACAACAACGUCUGUUCCAGGUGGAGGAAUUGUGCGUGGAGACUCUUUAAUGACCAACAAUGAUGUACGUACAAACAAUACGGCGUAUGCAUCCUCAUUAACGUCUCAAGGCCUACCACUGACAAGUUCAUUUGUUGCAGACGAGAGGUUACCGCCACAUCCAGUAAGUAAUCCAUUUGAUGAUUCUCGUAGGAUCAGUAAUGGUUCGAUUCUACAUGGGCCAACGUCCUCAGGUGGUAAAGUGUUGACCGUGGUGAAUCCUGAUGAGGUAGAUUGA